Centruroides sculpturatus (bark scorpion) is the source of this 1910-nucleotide messenger RNA. It is a transcript of the gene mbo, whose product is annotated as nuclear pore complex protein Nup88-like. Gene Ontology annotation, cellular component: nuclear pore. NCBI's taxonomy places the organism in Eukaryota, Metazoa, Arthropoda, Arachnida, Scorpiones, Buthidae. The coding region runs from base 22 to 1857 and encodes 611 amino acids. The transcript has 10 exons. Gene Ontology annotation, biological process: mRNA export from nucleus; protein import into nucleus; ribosomal large subunit export from nucleus. Gene Ontology annotation, molecular function: structural constituent of nuclear pore; protein binding. The record is from RefSeq and is a predicted model, not a curated record.
UAUUUUAUUUUUCAGACAUUGAUGCUUACAAAUCCUCCAUUAUUUGAAGUCAGUUAUGUACUCAUUAACAAAGUUGGCCAUUUCUUAGUUUUAUAUGGACUUAGUGGAGUGAUGGUGGUAGAAAUUCCAAGAAAAUGGGGAAAAUACAGCUAUUUUGAGGGUGGAAAAGAGAUAAUAUUUUGCAGAUCGUGGAAUAUUGCAGAAAUUUUUUUUGUGUCCAAUAGCAAAGUGAAUGUAUCCUCUGUUGUUUGGCAUCCAGGUAGUGAAUCAGAUUGUCAUUUGACAAUAUUGAGCAGUGAUAACUGUUUAAGGAUAUAUGAUGUUACUAAUCCACAAAUCCCAUUCCAAGUGAUAGCUUUAAGUUGUGUUGAACCAAGUUUCUAUUUAACAUCUAAUUCAAGAACAUCAUUUUCAUCCUGUCUUGGUGAAACAGCAGUGAGUUUUGACUUUGGUCCACCAAUUACAACAGCUGAAAGAAAUUCUGAAAUAAAGGAUCAUGAAUUAGACAUCAUUUGGCCUAUUUUCAUUUUGAAAGGAAAUGGUGAUGUCUAUGUUGUUCAUUCAAAUUUAAAAAAAAGAUCACAGAGUAAAGUGAAAGGCCCGUUAACUAUGUAUCCAAGUGCUAUUGAUAAUUAUGGUAUUGAUAACUGUUCACUAAUGUGUCUGCAAGUAAUGCCACCAGUAUUAGUAAUUUCUACAUCUUAUGGUACAUUGUAUCAUUGCAUUGUAAUUAACUACUUAGAAAAAGAAAAUUUGUCAGAAUCAAAUGAAGAAACAGAAUAUCAUCCAAUUUUAUAUGUUUAUGAAAAAGUAGAAUUAGAAUUAACGUUGACACCCGCAGAUGAGAAAGAUGAUACGGAAUUCUGUCCAAUACAUUUGUAUAAAGAUUUCAGUUCAAAUGUAAGAUAUUAUUGUACUCAUAUUGCUGGAAUUCAUGGAAUUGCUCUACCUUUAAUUCAAAAAUUGGAGCAGUUUGCUGAAGUUGAUGAUGCUGAAAAUUUUCUUCCUCAACUAGAACAUCAAGAAAGUAUUGUUGAGCAUGUAAUAUGUUCCCAACCAUUAUCAACUACUGCUCCUGCACCAAUAUUAGGAUUUGGUUUAACAAUUAGUCCAGUUAGAACAGUAUUAAUUUCUUUAUUAUCAUCUUGGGAAUUUAUUUGCUUACCUCUUUUCUUAGAUCAACAAUUUUAUCACUUAAAUUAUCUCAGUUCAUUUCAACCAAAAAAUGGAUUGUCCCAGAAACAGAUAAAAGCAAAUUCUUUUAUGCAUUAUAUGAAUAAUAUUUUGAGGCAUUCUGUAACUACUCCUCUGUUGAAAUCAAAUCUAAUUUCUGAUGAUUCUCAGCCAUCACCUCAAGAAUGGCUUCAACUAUUAAAUAAUGUGACACAACGCUUAAGAGAAGAAUAUAUUGAGAAAUUAGAUACUGCAAUAAUUCAAGCUCGUAAACGAAUAGAAGUACUUAAAGAAUUAAAGAAACAGCAAACAAAAGAUAUUGAUGACUGCAUGAACAUUAAAGAGCAUUUAUCUAGUAAAGAAGAAGCAUUAGCUGAGAAAUAUGAAGAUGCUUAUAAUGUACAACAAAAAUUAGUUCAGAGAAUUGAAAAAGUUCUUCAGAAAUUACAGUAUUCAUUACCUGUUCUCUCAGAUGCAGAAAUUGAAAUGAAACAAGAUUUAAAAACUUUAGAUGACAAGUUGAAAAAAUUGAAACUUUCAUUUGAGCAGAUACAGUUAAAAUUUCAAAAUCAGAAGAAACAUCUGCUAGAAAAUAAAAUUUUGUUUUCAAAUAUCGCAUAUAGUGCUGAAGACCUUAACAAUAAUCAACUCUCAAUCAUUAAAGAUAUAUUAAAAGAAGAGUAAGUAUAGUUUGUCUAAAAUUAUAAUAAAUAAAAUAUGUUGACAAUAAAUAAACA